UGGAAGUACAGAUGUAAAAAAGGGUGAACUUUACUCAUCCGAAUACAGCACGUGCUUCUGAUCGUUUCCUGUCCACAGUUUUGUUCAAGUGCAACUUAAGCCGUGCACUCUUGUUUGCAUCCAGAAUAAGCAGUUUUUUUGCGCUGAAUGUGGACUGUAACAUGGUGUAACGUCCUUCGUGUAACACAAGAUGGCGAAGAUAUGAAAAGCGUGGUUUCGUUAUUAGAUGCUAUUGGAGAGACAACAAUGCAACAAGAAAUCCCUCAGGCAUCACAAGCAUCUGGAUCUUGUUCUCCUGUCAAACAAAAGAUGGAAUAUUCUCCUACUAAACAAGUAAUGUCUGCAGAAAAUAAAAUUUCCCAGAUGUUACUGGAAAAUGAAUGUUGUUCAGACAUCAAGCAGAAGUUAAAAGUUUCUAUAGCUGAAUGUAGUAGGCUAAAAAAUGUUAUCAAAGAGAUAACUGAUGUAAAUAAAAAAUGGCAGAAAUAUAACCAGGAGAGACAGGUGUAUCUCCAACAGCUUCUUGCCAGCUUCCAAGAACUACAAGAAAAGUCUAACUCUUUGAAUCCAAAAGACCAUCUGUUAAAGAAGUCUGUGACUGAACAAACUAACAGUCCUGUCGUUGCCACUUGUGGAUCCUAUAGACAUAGUGAUUCCUCCCUUCUAUCUAAACAAGAACAGCAUUUGACUUUAAAACAAAGUUAUGAAAAGGUGGUUAGAGAUAACUGUCGACUACAGAAGGAACAACAAGAAAUGCAUAAAAACUUUGAGGCUUUAGCCCAUCAACUAGAUCUUGUUAGAAAUGAAAGAAAAGAACAUCAAGAAGUGCUAGAUAUGCAGGUAAGAGCUUACAGAGAAGAUUGGGAAGCUGAAAAACGAGAAAAAGAAGAAGCAAAAAUGAAAGUGACUCACCUAACAGAGGAAUUAAAUACUGCAGGUGCUAAGAAUCAAAACUAUAGACAAAGAAUUAAACAAAUCGAAAAAGCUUGUCAAUGUAGUUUUGAGAGUCCAGAUGAAUCACAUAUUUUUAUUAAUGGAUAUGAACAAGCAGUAGAACUUGGGCAACUUCACCAGUGGAAGUCUUCAAAUACCUCAGUACCAUCUAGUCGCCAACAUAAGUACUACCAAAAGGAGAUAAACACACCUCAAAAAGAACCAGUUAAUGGCAAAAUUAUGAUCAACCAGACACACUACAACAAUGUGCCUUGUAAUGCUCAUGCUUCAGAACCACAUGAAAACAUUGACAUAGGUACGAACCUUAAAGAUUUGAUGGAAACAAGUAAUCUUGAGGUUGAUGCUGAUGUUUCUCACAAAAAGAAGACCAAUUCUCCAACUAAAACCAAUAACAUGCAACAAACAAAUAGUAAGGUUUAUUCUCAAGGGAGCAGUGAUGAAGAUGGAGAUGUAGUCGAGUGUCCAGGAUGUUUAAGAACGUUUCCAUCUCAUAGACAUGUACAAUUUUUAGAUCAUUUUGAGCAAUGCCAAAACUUGCAGGUUGUAGAGUGAGAAAUCAACAAUUAAAGAGUUAUUGGACUCAGUGUGGCAUCUUCUAUUAUCAGAUGUAGCAACUACAAUUUAAGUUGAAAUAGGCCACUUCAUAGAAAGCAAAAUGUUCCUGCUUUUCUACUUGAAACAUUUAUUGCUAAUUGUAAGAACAUUCUUUAUAUGCAGUUCAUCAAACCAAAAUGGUAACAUUUUAGUGUAAUUUAUUUCAUUUGUAACAUUCAGAUUAUUUGUUUAAAUAUAUUUACAGUUUUUUCUAUGAGAUGUAGAAAAACAUCUCCAAUGAUUUUGACCUUAUUGGUUGGUUAUUAUUAUUAUUAUUUUUAAAUGACCACUUUUUUAUUUUAAAUGAUUGUCUUUAAUUGAUUUUGUACAUCUGCUCCCCUCAAGAAGAAGAAUAUUUUAUGAUGUUAGUCUUAUCAACAUGGUAAAAUAUAGGAUUUUAAUUGAUAUUAAAUGUACUGGUAUUGAUACUACAUGUCUAACUUUGAAGUUUCAUAUCACUGAUGUUGACACAAUAUAAAUCUGACCAACAUUUGAUAUCACAAGUAUUUUCACAUUAGAGAUGGAACUAAUACUUUAUAUUACAGAAUUUAACUCAAUGUUUAUUUGACUGACACUUGAUUUUAACAUAGCAAAAGAUUGACCCACACUUGACAUCAUUGGUAUUACAUCUUAUAUGUUAUUUGUAUUAAUACAGUGGAUGUUUGGUGAACAUGCUAUUGAAAUCAUGUGUAUUAGCUUACUAAGAAUAUGAUCAUUGUUUUAUAUUGCUAGUAUUAGUAUACUAAAGAUCUGACCAAUGUUUAUAUAAUCGGUUUUAAGGGAUGGGUGUAAGAUUGAAGAAAGUACCAUUCUUUUAAAGCAUCCUUAGAAUUGUUUUGAGCUGCUAGCUUACAGUUUCAUAUGCUGUUUACUGGCUAUUGACAGUUACAUAGGUAAGCAUCAGAUGUUGGCCAAUGGGAUGGGUGUAAGAAUGAAGAAAGUACCAUUCUUUUAAAGCAUCCUUAGAAUUGUUUUGAGCUGCUAGCUUACAGUUUCAUAUGCUAUUUACUGGCCAUUGACAGUUACAUAGGUAAGCAUCAAAUGUUGGCCAAUGGGAUGGGGAAUGCUAAAGAACUUCUUAAAUUAUUGAUUCACUUCACUAGGUUUAUCACCAUGGAUUUGAUAUAGCAUGUUUUACCAGUAUUGGUAUUACUAUUUACAUAACUUGGUUUUUAUUCUGAAAAUUUUUAGUUUCAGUAUUAGGUCGUAUUAAAAAUUUUGUGAAGGUUUACACAAUUAUUAUUAGCAAAGACUGAUGUAACUUAUUUUUCUAUCUCAGUCUCAUUCUUACUCAUUAUUUAGUUUCUCCUUCUUGAGUUUUUCUUCAAGUGAUCAAUACACCAUCAUCAACUUGUCUAUUAGUUUUUAAAUUUAUUCAUUUAAAAACUCUUCUCAAAAUGUGCCACAUUAAGAUUAUACAUAUUUUACAAGAAGUACUUGUUUUUCUACACAGCUAAACAUGCUUAAUAAAUUCCAUAUUUAUUUUUAUAGACUGAUAUCAGUGUUAAUCACUAUCUUAUCUCUUGCUAUAAAGAUUUUGUUAUUGCUAGAAUUACUCAUAACAUGCAGAAUCUUUAUACUUUGUACAGGUAAACAUUACUUAUCCACCUCUUCUUGAUGCAAGCCGUAAAAUAAUUAUCAAAAUCAGAUAAGCAGUUGCAUGAUGUAUAAAAAUUACAGUUGUUUAAUAUUUAAUUCUGCAACCAUUUCUUUCUGAGUUCUGUUUAACACAUAAUCCAAAAACCUCUAAAGUCGGUUGACAGAUCAUAUUAAAUUUUCCCUGUAAUUAGGCAUGUAUUCUGCAAACAAACAAAUUUGAGAAAAAGCAAAAUACACUUCUAAAUUUCUUAUAUGCAAAAAUUGUUAGUUGGCAGGCUUGCAAAAACUUUAUUAAAAUAUUCACUUAGUGUUUUUAUUCUGGAAGUCAGAGCAAAAGUUUAAAAGUUAGUCAAGUCUUGUGUAGUUAAUGAAGCUAUAAUUAUAUCUGCCAGUAUUAUUAAAUACCAUUUGUUGACUUUGUAAAUGUAUAAUGUGCCAGAAUGAAAAUAAAACAAAGUUUGACAAAAUGAUAAAGUAUAUUCUACAUCUGUUGAAUAUAUUAUUAUGUAAUACUUAUAAAGUUACUUUAUGAAAUAAUAAGAUACAAUCAUGGAAGUGUUAUGUUAAAGAUUUAUCAUGUGCUAAAAAAAUGAUGUAUGUGACUCAGUGUAGUCUACAAAGGUGUUUCAUUGCAGUAGUUUACAAACACUGUGAAAGAUUUGAUGAAUUAAAAAGUUUAGGAAGUCUUUGACUUGAGACUGUAUUACUAGAAAGUAAUUCAAAUACGAUGUUUUCAUUUAAUUUGGAUUGUACAUUUUAAAAAGUAAUUUUAAAGUCUUCAGUUUUGUUUCAAAGAAUAUAGAAAAGACUUGGAUGACCACAUUAAAAAAGUUAGUGUUUUAUCAAUAAAACAGGUUU
Messenger RNA from Limulus polyphemus (Atlantic horseshoe crab), 4005 nucleotides. RefSeq names its product testis-specific gene 10 protein-like. The transcript is spliced from 6 exons. The record is from RefSeq and is a predicted model, not a curated record. Lineage: Eukaryota; Metazoa; Arthropoda; Merostomata; Xiphosura; Limulidae. The coding region runs from base 148 to 1506 and encodes 452 amino acids. Gene Ontology annotation, biological process: mitotic cytokinesis; regulation of phosphatidylinositol 3-kinase/protein kinase B signal transduction.